AUGUCUAGAGCAAGUAAAAUCCUUAAGUUAGCUGAUGAGAUAAAUGGUAUUGCUCAAACUAGUGGAAAAGAAUAUAUUGUUAAAAAUGUUGGAAGUGACAAUGAGACACCUCGUACAGAAAACCUAAGUUAUAAUGAUACAGAACUGACUGAACUUCUCAAUUAUUAUGACCGAAAUAUUGUAGUCGCAUUGGAAAAACCAAAUAACAAUGAUCUGGACUUUACUCGAGAUAUACCAGAAGAUAUUUUCUCAGAUGAACGCAUGGACCUUAACGAAAAUCCCGAAAAUUUUUCAGCAACUGGUGAUGUUUCACAUAUUGAAUAUCAGUGGAAUGAAGAUGCCAUAUCAGAUGACAGUGAUUUCUUUGAGCCUUUAGUACCAUACUCUGACCGUUCGGAUUCUGACAGCUAUGAUGUUCCAGAAAAAAGCAAAAAACGUAAAAAGAGGUUUCAGGUUAAUAAAAGACCUGGUAUUCUGAAAAAAAAUGAAAGUCGUCGGAAAAUGGGUAAGAGCUAUUUUGGAAGACAAAAAAUAAAUGGAAAGUGGAACUAUGAUAUGGAGAAAACACCCCGAGAAUUAAAAGAAAGAUGUUGUUGCAAGACAAAAGCAAAUGGAUUACUUAAGUGUAAUAAAAUUUCUGAGGAAGAGAGAAAUGUAAUAUUUAAGUAUUUCUGGAAUUUAAGCUGGGGAGAAAAAAAAGUAUUUGUAGAUAAUACUGUAAAAUCGACUGCUAUAAAUAGACCGAGAGAUAGAAAAGACCCAGAAAAAUCUAAACGAAAACAAUCGUUAAUGUAUUAUCUUCGAAGCAACGACACAGAUAUUAGAGUAUGCCGCAAAAUGUAUGUAAAUACGACAGUUGCUGACAAAACAAUUGCACAACCCGGGUAUUCAGAGGCGGAGCUUGUGACUCACGGCUCUUACGAAACUAUUGAAAAAGCCACAUAUGCUGAGCUUAUUAAUGUUAUUUCAAGCAGCAGUUCUAUAGAUAGUGCCAAUGAGAACAUUAUGGAAAUGGGACAAUCAGAACAGAGGAUAAAGGAGAAAAGCUCUGUUCAAUCUAGUCAACAGGCCAUGUACACUGUUACAACUGUUAAUGAUAAGAAUAUUGCACAAAAGGAAUAUGCAGAGCUUGGACUUCAUAUUCAAAAGCCUGACGAAUUAAAUGAACUAACGGAAUAUGCUGAUAUUAUUCAUGUUUUUCGAAGCUCACACUCUGAAGGUGUCUUUGAGAACUUUACAGAAAACUUAUAUUCAGCGUCCGAGACUGACAUCCAAAAGCAUGAUGAAUCUAAUGCUCAAUAUACCGAACCUAAUAAUAUUGCUAAUGAUGGGAUUACUAAUUCCGAUUUACCAACAGAAAAUUUUAGUAGGAAGCGCCAGCGAAAUCCAGAGAAAUGGAAACGAAAUGCUAAAAAAAAGUUAAGGAUGGCAGGCAGUAAGUACGAAACCAGAGCAAAGGUUCGUAUUAAAACCGUGCAAGUAGUUGACUGCAAAUGUCACUACAAGUGCACUACUAAUAUUAACAGGAAAAUACGGGAACAAUUGUUGGCCGACUACCUAACUUUGGAAACUGAAAGAGGUAGAUGGUCGUUUAUUGGUAAACAAGUGACAAGUGUUCCUGUAAAAAGAAGGUACAUGGGUGAUAAUAAUCGACGCAAACGAACCUUAGAAUAUUCUAUUAGUAUUAAUGGAACAAACCAUAGAGUCUGUAAAAAAUUUUUUUUGGGAACAUAUGAUAUUUCUGAAAAAAAAGUUCGAACUUCAGUGGAAAAGUUGGCUCCUACAGGUGUUACAAAAAUAGACCAUAGGAGUAAAAAAGAACCCCCCAACAAAAAAAGCGAUGAAGUAAAAAACUUGAUUAGGGAUCACAUCAAAUCACUACCCGUUGUUGCUUCCCACUAUAUCGGCAGUAAAGCAGAAAUGAAGGAAAUAAAACAAGAACAAAAAAAAUGUCUAACAGAAAUUCAAGAUUUGAAAAAGGAAAAUACGCAAAUCAGAAAAGAAAAUCAAGAGAUCAAGAAAGAUCUUAUACAAGCAUUGGACAGAAUUGAUAGACUUGAGAACAAAAAAAGAAGAAAUAAUGUAGUAAUUCAGGGACUACCAAUAGAAACAAAUAACGUAGAAUUGAGAUUGAAAUAG
Diabrotica balteata is the source of this 2139-nucleotide messenger RNA. Lineage: Eukaryota; Metazoa; Arthropoda; Insecta; Coleoptera; Chrysomelidae. The record is from the annotation of a GenBank genome assembly.